Molecule: messenger RNA, 6562 nt
Organism: Chelonia mydas (Green sea turtle)
Lineage: Eukaryota; Metazoa; Chordata; Testudines; Cheloniidae
Gene: ASB14
Product: ankyrin repeat and SOCS box containing 14
Exons: 9
Coding region: 1-1770 (589 amino acids)
Biological process (GO): intracellular signal transduction
Cellular component (GO): cytoplasm
Molecular function (GO): protein binding
Source: RefSeq, a predicted model, not a curated record
AUGUCUGAUUCUAAAUAUGUGAAUGAUGAAGACUUUGAUGAUGACAUCCCCAUCCAGAAUGUUAUUCAACAAAGCUUGCAGCAUAUCCAUAGAAGUGAGACAGUUACAGAUACUGCAGAGAGUGAUAGAUUCCAGUUUGUUAUGAGCAAAGAACAUGGAAAGAUAAUCACAGCAAUACGUGCAGGCCAAGAAGCAGUCUUGCUGAAGUUGAUGAGGCACUGUUCUGCUUUUAAGGAAGCUGAUCAGCGAGGCUGGCUUCCUUUGCAUGAAGCUGCAGCACAAUUAAACAAGAACAUCCUAGAAAUAACUCUGAAAGCUUCAGACCCCAUUGUGUGGGAGCAGACCAGUCUGAAAGGGGAAACUCCUCUCUUUGUAGCAGUAGACAAAUGCUUCUUAGACAAUGUCCACUUUCUCCUGCUCAGUGGCUGCAACCCUAAUGUUAAGAAUGAAGAAGGAGAUUCUUCUUUAGUUAUAGCAAUUAAACAUGAUUUAUAUGAAAUUGCCUCCCUGCUGAUAAGGUUUGGAGCAAAUGUAAACUUGCAGUGUGUCAAUAAGAGGACAGCUUUACAUGAAGCAGCCAGAGUAGGCAGGAAAGAUAUGGUGAACCUUCUGCUUUGUUCUGGAGCUGAUCCUGAUCCUCGCAGUGCGUAUGGGCUGACUCCCCUAGCACUGGCUGCGCAGAUUGGGCAUACAGAAAUUAUGGAAAUUUUACUGCGAAAAGGUGCUGAUGUCCUUUCACAGGCCGCUGAUUGUGCUUCCAUAUUAUUUGAAGCUGUUGGAGGAGGAAAUCCAGAUUCACUGUCUCUUUUAUUAGAGUAUGGAGCUGAUGCCAAUGUGCCAAAACACACAGGUCACUUGCCUAUCCAUAGAGCUGCAUACAGAGGACACUUUCUAGCUUUAAAGCAAUUAGCUUCAGUUACUGAUUAUGCUGCCAUUAAGGAGAGUGGGAUAAGUCCAGUUCACUCAGCAGCAGCAGGAGCACAUCCUCAGUGCCUUGAGUUUCUCCUCAAAUCUGGGUUUGAUGCCAAUUUCAUGUUGCAUGAGAGGGUUUGCAAAGGCUAUGAUGAUCAGAGGAAAUCAGCUUUAUAUUUUGCUGUCUCAAAUGGGGAUAUUUGCUCAACUCAGCUGCUUCUGGAUGCUGGAGCCCUGCCAAAUCAAGAUCCCAUUAAGUGCCUCCAGCUAGCCUUGAGAAUGGGCAACUAUGAGCUAAUCAAUCUACUGCUUCGGCAUGGGGCCAACGUUAAUUACUUCUGCAGAGUGAAUACGACGCAUUUCCCCUCAGCUCUGCAGUAUUCUCUAAAAGAUGAAAUCAUGUUACGAAUGUUGCUGAAUUAUGGGUACGAUGUGUACCGCUGCUUUGAUUGUUUUCAUGGAGACAACAUUCAUUCCCCAUAUGCCUUUGAAGGAUGGACUCCUUCUGUUAUCAAAGACAACAUGUUCUGUGAAGUGAUAACUCUAUCGUGGCUGAAGCACAUAGCUGGGAAAGUAGUGCGAGUGAUGCUAGAUUAUGUUGAUCAUGUUAGCAUCUGCUGUAAGCUGAAAGCAGUUCUCGAGGAACAGACACUAUGGCCAGAAAUCAAUUCCAUUUUGACAAAUCCACGUUCUUUGAAACAUCUUUGUCGUCUGAAGAUUCGGAAAUGCAUGGGUCAUUUGCAUCUGCGUUGUCCUGUCUUCAUGACAUUCCUUCCACUGCCCAAUCGGUUGAAAGAAUAUAUACUGUACAAAGAAUAUGAUCUUUACGGACAAGGAAACUUGCUAGGAACCCACUAACCCAACUGCAUAGAAUCAUAGUCCUGUAUUUUUGAGAGAGGAUGCAAGUGGACAAAGACUAUAUUGUGUGCAAUUCUUUUUCUCUACUGAGAUUUUAGCUUCUAAAAACCAACAAGUCACUUUGGUGAAAAUUUUUCUGGAUAAAAAUAAAGAAGUAUAGUACAGAAUAAGUAUUAGAAACCCAACAUGUAGCCCUCAUAGCAGAAAAAGCAUCCAGAAUUUAACAGAAGCAAUUACAGGUAAUGGCAAUAUAAUUUUAAAGUUAUCUAGCAUCAACGCUUAAGUCAGCAUUUUCAAACAACAUAUAGAAUGGGAAGUGUCCUUCAAGACAGGUGGAUCAGGUUGUAACUAGGAGUUCAAAUUCUUCUCCCAACUUCUUUGGGCUGCAACUCUUGUUAUAUUUCUACAUUCUGCUUCUGGUUGGAGCAAAGUACUGUCCUAACAACCUACAUGGUGGUAUUUCAAUUUCUGACUAGAACCAGCGAGAGGCAGAGGCUUUCUUCUCCCCCCACUCCCAACCAAGAAGAGCUGGAAGGAAGAUGAAGUUGUUUGACAAGGUUUUGACUUUUCAAGGUUUGUUAUUUCAUCCAAUUAGCCAAUCCCCAGUUUUAAACAGUGAAAUGGGGUUAAUGGCCAUGGAAUUCUUUUUAUAAACAGAACGUCAGUCAGUAGUGAAACAUUAGCGGGUUUUUUUUUUUUAUUAGAUGUCUGCUUUCCUGCUAGAUAGGGUAGUUCCACAUCUCAUUCUUGGUAUUUAAAUGUCUUGUUACCAUAGUAAUUAAGUGCUGGUCUACAUAUAAUAUGAUCUAGAGCAAUCUUAUUUUUUCUUCUGAAAAGUUAUUUAGAAGGAUGUCCACAGAUGUUUGGAGUAUAUUUUGGCCCAGCUCCCUCAAUUUCCCACCUAUUGCCAUAUUUGGGGGACAAGUUUAAAGAGUAUUGGUUGAAUUUACUUUGUAUCACGUGUGGCAUUUGAGUACCAUCCAAUGAAAUGUUAAUGCAGAACUUGGAAAUGUAAAAUGUGAAUUAUGAUUAGGCCCUGUGGGUGAUAAAAUGGAGACCCUUUCCCUGGUGGGACUUGAACAUUUCAAAAGGGCACAUUAUUGGAUACUGUUGUCUGGUAAGGUAAUGCCACUAUGCACUGAAUAAUGCUUUGUAUAUACUUAUGUAUUAAUUAUGAAUUUGUACUCUAAUACAGUAUAGUACAUAGCUAAACAUUUACAAACCCUUAAAUUUCUCCAAGCUAGGAACAGUUUCAGGUGUACAAAAUACUGCAGAAGAAACAGAUAUAUAAAAAUGAGCAGUUCAAUAAACAUGACAGGCAUUAAUAAUAUUUAUUUUUUCAUAAUCAAGUUUAUGUUCAGGUAAGUACAGAUUUUUAUUUAUACAUGCAUCUGUAUCACUUAAGUUACAUAAUUCAAAAGUCUAUUUUCCCCUCAAAAAAAUCUAUAAACUUUAUAAAAUACAGAUUGGACUAGUAUGUUAUGACUCAUUACUUCUUACAGGGUGCCUACUCAAGUACUGAACAAAACUAAUAAGCAGGUGGGAAAUAUGCAUUAGUAUCUGUAUUAAUGGGUCUGAACCGAUCAGGUUGUGCUGGUAUAACUUCUGUACCCAUCAAUUCUGUUCAUUAACAUAACCACAGUUCUUUAAAAAGUACUAUGCAUGCAUGUGACAAAACAAACAAGAUGUGAAUUAAAACACCAGCUAAUCUAACAAGGAUGUUUUCUUUGACUGUUCAGACUUUGAUAGUUGCAAAAAUAAAUCAGCAUAAUUCCCCUCCGUUUUGAUUAAAUAAAGUGUUUCAUUGAAUAUAGCUGGGUAACAUUCCUGAAUUACUGACAGAAUCAAAAUACAUUUUGACAACAUCAGGCUUUAGCUAAUUGUAUAUUUAGUAGGGAAAAAACAAAGCCAUAUUAGUAAUGUGAUUUUUUUAUUUUUGGAAGCAAGCAUUAGAAAAGAGAGUCAAUUUUUUUUAAAGUAAGUCUAAUUCAAAUAAAGAUUGUACAAAGCAAACUUUGAACCUUUUAUUAGUGAACUCAAAUUAACUGAAGCCCUAGCUAACACAUUUAAUAUCUAUAUUUCUGAGUUUAAACCAACUAUCAAAUUGAUACUAGGCAUACCCAUUUGAGAUGAUUGCUUUAAUACAAAUAUUCAGGGAAAUUUUUAUAAGACUCUUAAAAACAUUGAAAAAUUACUUAUACAUCACUAGAACAGGACCAAUCUAGUACGUUACGGUAAGAUUUUGACCAAUCCACUACAUUAUAAAAUCAUCUGACUAUAUUUUACUAAAUCCCAGGUUUGCAUAUAAACAUUAUGGAACACCAAUGCAGGCACAAUGGCAUAGUGACAAUAUUUUCAUGCCCAAUUAGACAUCACUGUAAGCACAAGAAAAUUACCUUACUGCCUGUAAAGAAACUUUGGGGGUUCUAGUAAACAAGAGAGAUAUUGUGAAAAAGAGCAAGGUAGGAAAGACAAAGUAAGAAAGGUCAAUUAUUACAAUGGACAAUGUGUCUUUCCUGAAUUCACUGAAUACAUGAAAAAGUUCUCUUAAAAAAGCUGAGUAAGAUGCAGGCAAUGACUGUCUUUUUGUUUGUGUGUGAAUUAAAACGGAAUUCACUUGUAGGAGCUGUGAUUAAAGAAAGAUUACAGAUUUAUUAUUCUCACUUAUAACAAAUGUUUGAGGGUUUUUUUCCAGGGGAGAGCGUUGGAAUACAGUGCGUACUGUGAGAUGCGGAAUCAUUAAAACAAACAACUCCGUAAAUCUAUCUUCAAAUUACGCAAAAGUGAAAAACAGACUACCAGCAGGUCAGGAGAGACGUUUUGUUUAAUGUUUCAGAUGAGAUUAUUAAUCACAAAUUAAACAACCCUACCUUCUUCUUAAACUCUGUGCAAACGUCAAUUCUAAUUUAUAAAAACUAAACAUACACAUAGGGCCAAGUCCUGCUUAUUUAUAUGCAAGCAUAUCUAGAGUAAAUUCACUGAAUGCUCUAUCUCUAGAAUUACUCUGAAUUUACACUCAUGUAAUUGAGCACAAUCGACUAGAUUUCAGAAGAGGAAUAAAUCAGCUAAUGCCUAUUGUUAAAACAUAGGCUGGCACUGACUCCCAUGAUUACUGACAAUGUUUCAUCUGAUUUUCUCUUCCAGACCUCAGAAACAAUGUAAUAGACUACAUGAGUUUAUCUUAACUGACUGUGUUCAGUUCCUGAGGGGACAAAAAACCGUGGACCUUUUAAACUUGAUUAGAAUGGCAGUGUCAAAAGAAAAAUUUUUCAUGACUAUGAUGGGGAUAUACACACAGUAUAACACAAUGCAUUACAUAACCAUAAACACCCAUCCUUACAUACAUGAAGAAUGUAUGUAACAAUACCAAGGUUACCCUGAGACGUGAUCAUCAGGAUUUACUGUUGUCUGUCAUAUUUACCUCUUACAUGAAUAAAACUGGAUAUUCACCUGAAUAAAAUUUAAAUCUACACUAUGCAACAAGCAUACUAACCAAUUAUUUUUUAGUUAAGUGGUGAUAACUAUGAGGAUACAAUUUAGCAAUAAAAAGACGAUUAAUUCUAACCAACACUGUUGCCACAAUGUAUGUGUGUUAAAUGGUGUUUUUAAACUCUUAUUUCUACAUAACUGAGCUUUUAAAAGGCCAAACAUACUGGUUUCACAUGCUGUAGGACCAUGACUUCAGGUGCUAUAGAUAAUAUAAUUCACCCAGUAGCAGAAAGAUGGGCAGGCAAAGUAUUUAACUAGAAGUGAAAACCAAAUGAAGAGUUUCUAAUCAAUAUUUCAAUCUUAUUCCAACGUCGCACUUUGAUAGCAAUCUACCAACCAUAGCCAAACAUUAAUGUAGGAAAAGCCAUGCCAAAUUAGCUAAAACUUAAGAACAUGGAGCUUAUAUGUUUAAAAAAAAAAGUACUACUUAUUAGAGUCUCUGCACUCCACUCAAACAUUGGCAUUUAUUAAAAAUAAAAAAAAAAAUCUUGGCAAAAACACUUUCCCCUAAUGAUUGACUUACAAAUUUUACACAAAAUAUGGUUCCAAAGUCUGUUAUAUAUGGAAAAAUCACCUCCUACAGCCCCCAGAAACUAACCUGAAACCCCGGUUUAAAAGAAGCAAUUACAUAUGGAAACACACACACAUUCACACAAGUUCUGCUGGGUAAAAUCCACUCUACAUGGCCAAACAGCUACUUUGACAUAGGCUAUGUAACAAUAAAGGUCAAAGGUAAUACUACCCUUCAUGAGAGUGGGAUGGUACCUUAUUAAUCUGCUUUAUACCACAGAGCUGAUCUAUCCUUCAACUACUGUCUACUAGUAAUUGGCCUAGUUCUUCAUCCUUCCAUCUCCCUUAGCAGUGAUCCCUUCCAGACUAGAUUUAGAUCCCUUCCAGACUACAUGUCAAAAGGCUCACUAGCCCUACCUGCUUACUCACUGCACAGGCUAGUCUACCUGAACUAGCUUGAAUCCCGAUAGCGUGGAUAACAGUAGAAAUGAAGACAGCACAAUGAGGGUUCAGUGCAAGUAGUACAAGCCCAGCACAGACCUUGUGUAUAUACUCUGCUUGCUCACGCAUGGCACGCUGUUUUCACUGCUACUGUACUCACGCUAGCUAGACUCAAACUAAGUCAAGUAGGCUAGGCCCGGAAUAGCUUUUGCUGAGUAGAUACCUUAAAUGAGACUAGUGCGCUGUCGUGGCCCAGUGCAAUGAGAACUCAUAAUUCAGAGGAAAAAAUGGUCACUCCUAGUUACUAUGAGGGCAAGGGAUACAUGCAUAAAGGGGAAGGCAGGCAAUACAG